Pistacia vera is the source of this 570-nucleotide messenger RNA. Its product is annotated as G-type lectin S-receptor-like serine/threonine-protein kinase At4g27290. Bases 1 to 570 code for a protein of 189 amino acids. Gene Ontology annotation, biological process: recognition of pollen. The record is from RefSeq and is a predicted model, not a curated record. The transcript is spliced from 2 exons. Lineage: Eukaryota; Viridiplantae; Streptophyta; Magnoliopsida; Sapindales; Anacardiaceae.
AUGAGACUGGCUCGUAGUGGACCAUGGAAUGGAAUUUACUUUGGAUUGAUUUCAUCGGAUCCAGACAUGAGUAUUGAACCAAUUCUGGUUGAUAAUCAGGAUGAGAUUUGUUACACAUACAAGUCUUACAACAACCCAACUAUCAUGUUAUUAAAACUAAACAAACCAGGGCCAUCUGAUCCCUGUGGACAUUAUGGGAAUUGUGGUACUAAUACCGAUUGCAGCAAUAACAAGACACAUCUUUGCGAGUGUUUGAAGGGGUUUAAGCUCAAAUCACAGCACAACCAGACUUGGCCUAAAACAUUUGUGACAAGUUAUCGAUUUGAUUGCAAAAGUGAAGGCAAGUUUAUGAAGCUUUCUGGGAUUAAAUUGCCUGACUUUCUAGAGGUCUCACCAAACGAAAGUAUGAAUCUUAGAGAUAGUGACGCCAAGUGUUUGAAGAACUGUUCUUGUAGAAAUUAUGCUAUUUCUGAUGUAACUGGAGGAGGCAGCGGCUAUUUGAUGUGGUUUGGGGACUUGAUUGACAUCAAGAAAAUAACAAACGGAAUGGAUGUAUACAUAAGAAUGUGA